Angiostrongylus costaricensis is the source of this 909-nucleotide messenger RNA. The record is from the annotation of a GenBank genome assembly. Lineage: Eukaryota; Metazoa; Nematoda; Chromadorea; Rhabditida; Metastrongylidae.
AUGGAUGCCGUUGUUGAAGUUGUGGAACGCUAUCGUCAUGAGUUGGAAGACGCUAUGCAAACCAUUCGCCAAUCUGGUGAAGAGUAUGGACAGUCUGCUCAGCAAAUGAUUCAAGAAACGAGAAACCAAGUCGAGCCGCAAACUCAAGAGCUUAUCACGGCCGUUCGAGAUACGAGUUCGGUUCCUCCAACAACGAAGCCCGUUGUUGAGGUGUUUGCGUGGGCCACACUGAUGAUAUUCUUUGCUAACGCUGGUAUUAUUGUCGGCUCGUAUAUACUAGGUCCACUACUUUCGGCGUUUCUGGGAAAAUCUGGUGCUGCCCUUCUAGCAUUCCUUGCCAUUCCAGGUUAUGCUCAUUACUCCAUCACUAAGGUGGGUUAUGUUUCUGCACUAAGUGACAUACUUAACUCUGGUGGUGGAGACGAUGCUGCUAUUCGCUUCCAAGUGCUGUCGCUGGCAAUUGUGCAAGGUGUACUGAUGGGUUUCGUCAUCAACAGUUUGUAUCUCAGCAGUAUUCCAUUCGCUGUUCUCACUCCAGCGAUUACAGCUCUGUCAUUUCCGGCUGUUGCACUAUCCGCCAACGGAAAUCGUGUAGCGCUUCUUGCUGGUACGAUUGGUGCUGCAAUUAUUUUCAAUUUCGCUGUAGGAUUAGUAACUGUGAACCUAUCGUUCACCUACUUCCUGCUUUCGCUCACGUACGGUGGCAUUGCCGCAGCUGUGAUGCAGCUCAUUUUCAAGAAUCUCCAUGAGGAGGCAAAGGGCCAUGUCUAUCAAAACGCUCUCAGUUGUGGAUUCAUUAUUGCGAAAGGAACAUUCUUUCUUCUGUUUGGCUCCUAUGAACAAGAAGGAUUGGUUCAUCUACUAUUGGCUGGUGGCGUACCAUACAACCAGACGCAGUUGAAAUUUUGA